Messenger RNA from Mya arenaria, 933 nucleotides. RefSeq lists its product as uncharacterized. The transcript has 2 exons. Lineage: Eukaryota; Metazoa; Mollusca; Bivalvia; Myida; Myidae. The coding region runs from base 1 to 933 and encodes 310 amino acids. The record is from RefSeq and is a predicted model, not a curated record.
AUGGGGACAAAGAGGAAGGAGUAUUUGAUACACAAGAGGAAGGAGAUGUUACACUCUCAGAUAUUCAUACCCGUAAAUGCAGAACUUUGUUCUUCCUCGAUGAUAGUUCCAGUUCCUGACCUGUUUACUCUGAAAUGGAAGAAGGAGGAAGACAUCAACGUCAGAACGUCCCUAGAUAAGAAGACAUUCGGUAUCACCGGCUUCGCCCUGCUCUCGUCAGGUCUCGUCCUCCUGAGUGACUGCGAAAACUGCUGUGUCAAAAUGGUGAACCUCACCACCCGUACAGUCACCUCCCGCCUAAAACUGCCAGACUAUACAUGGGGCAUGUGUGUGCUACCAGGUGACCAGGCCGCAGUGACUUUCCCGAAUAUUUCCAUGAUACAACUUAUGUCGACAACGGGAGGACAGUUUUCGUGUGGAAAGGUAAUUGAAGCAUCAUCUGGGUGUUGUGGUAUUGCGUAUAACAACAAUAGAUUAUAUGUUUCGUACACAUUAAACCCGCCUGUUGAAGUGAUGACAUUGGAUGGUCAUAUUAUAAGUGCAUUGCAAACAAAUGAUGGAAAACAGCUUUUCAAAUGCCUACGAUACCUGAUUAUGUCAGCAUCCACACCACCAACCCUGUAUGUGUCUGACCAAAAUGCACACACCGUCAUCCAGCUGUCUCUAGACGGGAAGUCCCUACCAGAGUACAAUAACAAGAAGCUCGAACAUCCCCAGUCCGUGGUGGCGGUAGAUCCGGGUCAGCUGAUAGUUUGUGGGCACAACAGUCACAACGUGUUGCUGCUGACUGAGGGGGACGGCAAGAUGGCGGAAAUACUGGGACAGAAGGACGGACUUACCACUCCCUAUUCUGUAUCCUUCUGUCCUUACAAACGUGCCUUAGUUGUCGGGAUGUACAAGCAUGACUCACUGAAUGUAUUUUACGCAAACUGA